Vicia faba (fava bean) is the source of this 588-nucleotide messenger RNA. The record is from the annotation of a GenBank genome assembly. Lineage: Eukaryota; Viridiplantae; Streptophyta; Magnoliopsida; Fabales; Fabaceae.
AUGGCUUGCUUCAAACUUAAUCUCCUACUUCUUGCAUCUCUCUGUGCUUUCCUUUUCCUUUCCAACCCAACACACUGUAGUGACAAAGUGGACAGUGUAUCGAAGGGAAUCAACAGCUACAGAGAGACAAAGAAUGUUGCACCACUGAACAAAAAUGACAAGGCAAGUUGUUUAGCUGAUGAAGUUGCUGAAGAAAUACAAGACACACCAUGUGAAAAAGUGAAUCAAUACUACCCAACUUCUGGUCCUGGUGGAAACCAAAGAAUUCCCAAUUUGCAAAGACAUAUAGAUAAAUGUGAUAUUAACAUGAACACUACAACAGAUGGAGUCAUUCUACCUGUUUGUGUGCCUAAAUUGGAACCAACUGUUGUGCUAUCUAAUUACACUCAUAAUGAUAUCUAUGCAAAGUUUCUCAACAAUUCAAAGUACACUGGAGUUGGACUUAAUUCUGAGGAUGAUUGGAUGGUUCUUGUUCUUACUACUACUACACCUACUGGAACUUUCUCUGCAGCAACUUCUCUUCAUGCUAAUCUUGUUUCGAUGGCUUUCUUGUUUGUGGUGAUUCUCAUCAUCAACUCCAAACCUUGA